AAGAAUGCUACGUCCAUCAGCGGCGACACCUCCGAACCUGGGUCGGCAUCUUGAUGUUGAGAAAUGCCGGCUCGGCUCGGCUCGGGAUCUCCGUUCCCGAUUCGGCCGGAAAAAGGGCGAGAGUCUUUUGGUCCGUCUACACCGGGUUAGGGAAACACUGUCCCAGCUCCAAAGAUGCCUUUGCCGACCCGAUGGAGGACGUUUGCGGAGAUGAUGCCGAAAUUCUGAGCUUCAGGCGAGAUCAACAUUCCCCGAUUCAACAACAAAGGAGCUUCCGAUGUCGCUCGCUUGAUCGAAGAUGCUUAUAUGGUGUCGGCGUCGGCAUGUCCUCUUCUGUCGCCCUCGCUUGUCAUUCCCAUUCAGACAAUCACCGUACACCAUGCUCGUCAACAAGAACAGAAAACGUGCCGAGUUGGGGGGCCUCGAGGUGCCGCUUGAGCCCAUCACCCCAUGCACAGUGGGCGAAGCCGGCUACGAGGGACUGAAGUCACGCGCAGAGGUGCUACCAAAAGGCUGGCAGCACCCAAAACACCCCGGCGCCAAGGCUUUGCCAUGCGAUAUUCUCGUUGAGCACGAUGUUGCCAUCCCGGUGCGAGACGGCAUCACCCUCUAUGCCGACAUUCUUCGGCCGACAGAGUCCAGUUCUGGGGACAAUGGCAAAGUCCCCGCCCUGAUCUGCUGGUCUCCCUUUGGCAAAAAGUUCAAUGGCAUCGAGUCACUGCGAUACAUGACGCCAUGGGCACUGGGCGUUCCUACGGACGCGCUCUCUGGCCUGGAGAAAUUCGAAGCUCCUGACCCAGCAGACUGGAUUCCCCGGGGAUAUGCUAUAGUCAACGUUGACUCUCGAGGCUCCGGAGAUAGUGGUGGCACUAUGGUCAUAAUGGGCCAGCAGGAGGCCGAAGAUGGCUACGACACUAUUGAGCACGUUGCCAAGUUGCCCUGGUGCAGCGGAUCUGUCGGCCUCGCCGGGAACUCCCACUUGGCCAUCGUCCAAUGGUUCAUCGCCGCCUUGCGUCCACCCAGCCUGAAGGCCAUAGCGCCAUGGGAGGGUUGUGGGGACUUGUAUCGUGAGCAGUUUGCGCGUGGAGGCAUCUACGCCGGAGACCUCUUUGACCAGCUGAUUGUGAAGCACAUGAUGCACGGCAAGGGAGACCUUGAAAGUUUCCGGCUCAUGUUUCAACAGCACCCGCUUGCAAAUGCCUGGUGGAACGACAAGAGGCCUGAUAUGAAGAAAAUCAACAUACCGACCUAUAUCACAGGCACUUGGACCAACACAAUGCAUGGAAUGGGCGCCAUCAGAGCGUGGCUCGAGGUGGACAGUCCGCAGAAGUGGCUGAGAUGGCACCCUUGGCAGGAAUGGUACGACUUGUGGGGGAACAAGCAGGCCAAAGAAGAACUGUAUUCCUUCUUUGACCACUUCCUCAAAGGCGCCGAGAACGGAUGGGAGCAGACCCCGCGCGUCCGCAUGGCCGUUUUGCGAUUCGGCAACAAGGAGCCUCAAUCUUUUGAGAAUAUUGUUGAAGAUGAGUUCCCGCCUGCCAGGACUCAGUACCGCCAGGCCUUCCUUGGCCAGGAUCAAAAGCUACUUCUGGGUCAAGAUGCAGGCCCCAGAGGCACGCUAAGCUACGAUUCCGAGUCUGAUGAUUGCCUCAACUUCACGCACACAUUUCCGGAAACGACCGUAAUCAUGGGCCUUCCUAAGGCUGUUCUCUACCUGUCCUGCAAGGAUCACGACGACAUGGACGUCUACGUCACCCUCGAGAAGCUCGACAAGAACGGUGAUCAGAUGAUGAACCUGAACAUUCCCUGGGGUGGAAUUCCAGUCAACUCUUUCGGCGAAUUUAAGCCUGAAGAAGCUACCGAGGUGGUUGUCUACAAAGGACCAUGCGGAAUUCUGAGGGCAUCGCAUCGCGCGAUUGAUCAGUCGAAGAGUAUGCAUCCGCACUGGCCUUUUCAUCCUCACGAGUCAGAGGAGAAGGUCAAGCCAGGCGACAUAGUCCGGCUAGACAUUGGCAUAUGGGCCACUGGAAUCGAGUUCGAGGCGGGUGAGAGCAUCAGAGUAGUGGUGGGCGGUCGCAACAGGUGUGUGAGCAAUUUUGGGUCGCACAAGCAUGUGAAGAACCGGGGAAGGCAUCAGGUUCACAUUGGUGGCGAGUUUGGCAGCCAUGUGAUUCUCCCAUUUGUGUAACAAUAGCCUCCGAAUGGAAGAGACAAG
This is a messenger RNA of Emericellopsis atlantica, 2215 nucleotides long. Its product is annotated as X-Pro dipeptidyl-peptidase C-terminal non-catalytic domain-containing protein. The transcript has a single exon. The coding region runs from base 299 to 2188 and encodes 629 amino acids. The record is from RefSeq and is a predicted model, not a curated record. Lineage: Eukaryota; Fungi; Ascomycota; Sordariomycetes; Hypocreales; Bionectriaceae. Gene Ontology annotation, molecular function: dipeptidyl-peptidase activity.